AUGGAGUACCUAUGUACCUAUACUUUACAGCCUCCUCUUAUUACAGUAGUUUCCCUGUGUCCACAAGACACACAAAAAAGGAGGCUCAGAAACAUUAAGCAACCAAAUUACAGAGAUAGAGCUGUGGUCUUGAAGAACCUUGAAAUUAAAGAAAAUGCCCUGAGUCAACUGGAUGUACCAUUUAAAAUUAAAGUUGGUUAUAUAGGUAACCUUAAUCUUAAAAUUCCAUGGAAAAACCUUUAUACUCAACCAGUUGUAGCUGUACUGGAAAACAUUUAUUUACUCAUAGUGCCUUCUUCUAUAAUAAAAUAUGAUUCUUUAAAAGAAGAAAAGCAACUUUUGGAAGCAAAGCAGCAGGAACUAAAAAGAAUAGAAGAAGCCAAACAAAAAGUAGCUAAUCAAGAAAAACUCCUGGUGGAGAAACAAGACACUUUUACAGAAAAAUUAAUUACUCAGAUCAUAAAAAAUCUUCAAGUGAAAAUUUCCAACAUCCAUAUUCGUUAUGAAGAUGAUAUCACAAAUCAAGAAAAACCACUGUCAUUUGGUAUUUCUCUUCAAAAUCUCAGCAUGCAGACAACUGAUCAAAACUGGGCUCCAUGUUUACAUGAUGAAACUGAGAAACUAUUUCGUAAGUUAAUCCGAUUGGAUAACCUUUUUGCUUAUUGGAAUGUGAAGUCUCGGAUGUUUUAUCUUACUAGUUAUGAUGAUUCAUUGGACAGCUUGAGGAAUGGCAUUGUUGAUGAAAAUAUUGUUCCAGAAGGUUAUGAUUUUGUAUUUCGCCCCAUAUCUGCUAAAGCCAAACUUCAGAUGAAUCGCCGAUCUGAUUUUGACUUUUCUGCCCCCAAGAUAAAAUUGGAUGUUGAAUUACAUGACAUAGCGAUUGAAUUUAAUAAACCACAGUAUUUCAGUCUUAUGGAGCUUCUUGAAUCAGUUGAUAUGAUGACGCAAAAUCUGCCAUAUAGGAAAUUCAAACCUGAUGUACCUGUUCACGGCCAUGCCAGAGAAUGGUGGGCUUAUGCUAUACAUGGUAUUCUUGAAGUAAAUGUUUGCCCCCACUUACGGAUGUGGUCAUGGAAACAUAUUAGCGAUCAUCGGCAACAAAUGAAGCAAUAUAAAGAACUCUAUAAGAAAAAACUAAUAAAUAAGAAGCCACCUGUUGAACUUCUCAGCUGUUUGGAGGAGUUGGAGAAGACUCUGGAUGUAUUUAAUAUAACUGUAGUGAGACAACAGGCAGAAGUUGAGCUAAAGAAAGCUGGAUACAGGAUAUACAAAGAAGGAACAAAAGAUUCAGAGGAAAAUAAAGGAUGGUUUAACUGGUUGUGGACUUGGUCAGAACCAAAAGCUAAAGAACAGCAGCCUGAUGUUAAACCUGGAAGUCUUGAAGAAAUCUUGACACCUGAAGAAAAAACUUCACUCUAUGAAGCAAUUGGCUAUAGUGAAACAGCAGUUGACCCAACCUUGCCAAAAUCAUUUGAAGCCAUGAAGUUGUACAUGCACUUGAAAAGUAUGUCUAUUGUUCUAAGAGAAGAACAACAAAAAUGUGAGCUGUUAAAUAUUGUAGUAGAAGAAUUUAGCACUUGGGUUGUACAAAGACCAGGAGCACAAGCAAUAAAAUUUGAGACCAGAAUAGAUUCCUUUCAUGUUACUGGCCUACCAGAUAAUUCAACAAAACCCCGCCUCCUGUCCUCAUUGGAUAAUGCUGCAUCACUUUUCCAGAUUACAUUUGAGACAAAUCCAUUAGAUGAAACUGUUGCUCAAAGGUGUAUCAUAGAAGCUGAACCUUUAGAAAUAAUAUAUGAUGCAAGAACAGUGAAUAGUAUAGUGGAAUUCUUCAGACCUCCGAAAGAGGUAAAUCUAGCACAGCUCACUUCAGCGACUUUGACAAAACUUGAAGAAUUUCGUGAUAAGACAGCAACAGGUCUACUGUAUAUUAUUGAAACACAGAAAGUUCUUGAUCUCAGAAUUAAUUUGAAAGCUUCAUAUGUUAUUAUCCCACAAGAUGGAAUUUUCAGCCCUACGUCAAAUCUGCUUCUUUUGGAUCUUGGUCAUUUAAAGGUGACAAGCAAAAGUCGUUCACAAUUACCAGAUAUGAAACAAGGUGGGGCCAGACUUGAAGAGAUAAUGCGUAGAGCUUAUGAUUCCUUUGAUAUUCACCUUACAAGCAUUCAGCUGCUUUACAGCAGAGUUGGUGAUAAUUGGAAAGAAGCACGAAAACUCAAUGUAUCUACACAGCAUGUUUUGGUACCUUUGCACUUCAAUGUGGAAUUCUCUAAGGCCAUGGUUUUCAUGGAUAUAAGGAUGCCUAAAUUCAAGAUUUUUGGAAAGUUACCACUGAUUUCUUUGCGAAUCUCAGAUAAAAAACUGCAAGGAAUUUUGGAAUUGAUUGAAAGCAUUCCAAAACCCACACCUGCAACUGAAGUACAUGCCCCUGUCAAGCCAUUUCAGAUGCAAAGGUCCACUUCUUUGGGAGCACCACAGAUUUCACAGAAAGUGAUUCCUCUCUUGGAACUUGCAGGUGUUGAAUAUGAGUCAGAGGAGGAAUUUUAUGAUGCACCAUGUAGUCCCGUGGAAGAAUAUUUUCAGUCAACAGGUAGCGUUAAAAGUUAUCAACAAAAUAAGAUUCCAGAGCUGGAUUGUUCAAAAAAUAUAAUUCAGUAUAAAAUAAGAUUUGAAGUGCCAGAGGUAUCGAUUCAAUUUUAUCACCUUGUUGAAGAUUGUGAACUACCUGUGGUAGAAAUUGUUGUCUUAGGAUUGGGCACGGAAGUAGAACUUCGAACAUUUGAUUUGAAAGCCAAUGCCUUUUUGAAAGAAUUCUGCUUAAAAUGCCCAGAAUACUUGGAUGUAAACGAAAAGCCAGUUUAUUUGAUUACAACACUAGAUAACACAAUGGAAGAUCUGUUAACACUGGAGUAUGUGAAGGCUGAAAAGAAUGUACCCAACUUGAGAAGUUCCUUUAAUAAUGUUGAACAACUGAUUAAGGUGAAUUUUUCCUCUUUGGAUAUUCAUUUGCAUACGGAAGCACUUCUGAAUACAAUAAACUAUUUUAAUAAUUUCAUUCCACAAUUGGAGGAAAAGUCAGCCUCAGUGCAUGUUGCGGAGACAGAAGACAAAGGAGAGGUCAUUAAAAAAAUAGCUUCAAGACGAUACAGGCAUGAAGAUAUUACCUUGCAGAUCUUAGCAGAAUUAUCAUGUUUACAGAUCUUUAUUCAAGAUCAGAAACAUAACAUUGCUGAAAUUAAGAUUGAAGGGCUUGAUUCUGAGAUAAUUAUGAGGCCUUCAGUAACUGAAGUAAAUGCAAAGCUAAGAAAUAUAAUUGUUUUGGAUUCUGAUAUAACAGCUGUAUAUAAAAAGGCUGUUUAUAUCACUGGAAAAGAAGUUUUCAGCUUCAAAAUCCUUUCUUAUGUGAAUGCAACUGCUGAUUCCGCAUACACAGAUAUGAGUGUGGUUGACAUUCAAGUUAAUUUAACUGUUGGUUGCAUUGAAGUAGUUUUAGUCACAAAAUUUUUAUAUUCUAUAUUGGCUUUCAUAGAUAAUUUUCAAGCAGUUAAAGAAGCCUUGGCUGAGGCAACUGUCCAGGCCGCAGGAAUGGCUGCUACUGGUGUAAAAGAACUGGCACAAAGGAGUUCUAGAAUGGCGUUAGAUGUUAACAUCAAAGCCCCAGUUGUGGUCAUCCCACAGUCUCCAGUUUCUGAAAAUGUCCUUGUUGCUGAUUUUGGACUAAUUACAAUGACCAAUACAUUCCAUAUGAUAACAGAGAGCCAGUGCAAUCCCCCACCCAUUAUUGAUUUGAUUACGAUAAAGCUGAGUGAAAUGCGACUAUACAGGUCUCAAUAUAGUAAUGAUGCAUACCAGGAAGUACUGGAUAUACUACUGCCAUUAAAUCUUGAGGUGAUUGUUGAGCGAAAUUUAGCCUGGGAGUGGUUCCAGGAAGUUCCUUGUUUUAAUAUAAAUGCUCAACUAAAGCCUAUGGAGUUCAUUCUUAGUCAAGAAGAUAUAACAACUAUCUUUAAAACAUUAUAUGGUAAUAUAUGGUAUGAAGGAGGUGGCAGUGUCCCACCAGCAGGAGUGAAAGAUCAGAGUAGUGUUACUGGUGGAGGCACUAACACUUCACAUCAUUCAGGAGGAACAACUGUAGUGACAGCUGCUGUGGUAGAAGUACAUUCAUGUGCCGCUCAAGUUAAGACAACACUAAAUAUGAGUUUCAAAACUGAUUAUCUCACCAUGAUACUGUAUAGUCCAGGUCCUGAACAGGUUUCCUUUACAGAUGUUCGUGAUCCUUCUCUGACACUUGCGGAAUUUAAAUUGGAGAAUAUAAUAAGUACUUUAAAAAUGUAUACAGAUGACUCAAUAUUUUCUGCCUUCUCAUUAAAAAAUUGUAUUUUAGAUGAUAAAAGGCCUCAUGUCAAGAAGGCAACUCCUAGAAUGAUAGGACUGACAGUUGGAUUUGACAAAAAAGAUAUGAUGGAUGUAAAGUAUAAGAAAAUCAGAGAUGGUUGGAUGUCUGAUGUAGUCCUUCAAGAAACAUAUAUUUGUGCAAGUGUGGAAUUUCUUCUGACAGUUGCAAAUGUAUUUCUUGAAGCCUACACCACAGGCACUGCUGUAGAAACCAAUGUUCAAGCAUGGGCUGCUAAGGAAGAAGUACCUGCACAGAUACAAGAAAAGUGGGAAGUGAAUAUUCUUAUUAAAAAUCCUGAAAUUGUGUUUGUGGCUGAUAUGACAAGAAAUGAUGCUCCUGCCUUAGUCAUUACAACACAAUGUGAAAUUUGUUGCAAGGGUGACCUUGAAAACAAUACAAUGACUGCUGCUAUUAAAGAUCUCCAAAUGAGAGCAUGCCCAUUUCUUCCUGACAAGAGAAAAGACAGAAUCACUACUGUUUUGCAGCCCUGUGACUUGUUCUAUCAAGCUACUCAGAUAGGCAGAGAUCCACAAGUGAUUGAUAUAUCACUAAAAUCGCUGACACUAAAGGUUUCACCAGUUAUCAUAAAUACUGUGAUUACCAUAACUGCAGCACUUUAUACAACUAAGGAAACCAUCCCACAAGAAACUGCUUCUUCUACAGCACAUUUAUGGGAAAAGAAGGAUACAAAGACUUUAAAAAUGUGGUUUCUUGAAGAACCAAAUGAAGUGAAAAACAUAGCUCCCACAACUGAAUUGGUACCCAAAGGAGAGAUAAUAAAAAUGAAUAUUGAUUCUAUUUUUAUAGUUCUUGAGGCUGGGGUUGGUCAUAGAACAGUGCCUAUGCUUUUGGCAAAAUCAUGUUUUUCAGGGGAAGGCAAAAACUGGAGUUCCCUCAUAAAUCUCCACUGUCAGCUUGAGCUAGAAGUGCAUUAUUACAAUGAAAUGUUUGGUGUAUGGGAACCUUUGCUUGAACCUUUAGAAAUUGACCAGACUGAGGAAUUUAGACCAUGGAAUCUUGGAAUCAAGAUGAAAAAGAAAGCAAAAAAGGCUAUUGUUGAGUCAGAUACUGAAGAAGAUUACAGAGUGCCAGAAUAUAAAACUGUCAUCAGUUUCUAUUCAAAAGACCAACUAAACAUUACAUUAUCCAAAUGUGGUCUUGUAAUGUUAAAUAAUUUAGUCAAGGCAUUUACAGAAGCUGCCACUGGAUCUUCAACUGUCUUCAUGAGGGAUCUAGCGCCAUUUAUGAUUUUAAAUUCUCUUGGACUUACCAUCUCUGUUUCACCAAGUGAUUCUUUUAGUGUGCUCAACGUUCCAGUGGCAAAGUCAUAUAUAUUGAAAAAUGAGGAAAGUUUAAGUAUGGAUUAUGUCCGAACAAAAGACAAUGAUCAUUUCAAUGCAAUGACCAGCCUAAGCAGCAAACUUUUCUUCAUACUUCUUACACCUGCUAACCACUCUACUGCUGAUAAAAUUCCCUUAACAAAAGUGGGACGACGACUGUACACUGUAAGGCACAGAGAAUCUGGAGUUGAAAGAUCUAUUGUUUGUCAAAUUGACGCAGUGGAAGGAAAUAAGAAAGUAACAGUUCGCUCCCCAGUGCAGAUUAGAAAUCAUUUCUCAAUCCCACUUUCUGUUUAUGAAGGGAAUACUUUAUUGGGAAUGGCUUCACCUGGAAAUGAAUUUAACAUACCAUUAGCAUCUUACCGAUCACUCCUUUUUCUGAAGCCAGAAGAUGAGGACUAUCAAAUGUGUGAAGCAAUUGACUUUGAAGAAAUUAUAAAAAAUGAAGGCUCUUCUCUAAAGAGGCAAUGUAGACCUAUAAACCCGUCUAAGAAACCAUUUAUUAUUAAUAUUGUCCCAGAAAAAGAUAAUUUGACAUCUCUGUCAGUAUAUUCAGAAGAUGGUUGGGACUUACCAUACAUAAUGCAUUUGUGGCCACCUAUCCUACUCCGAAAUCUUCUUCCUUACAAAAUUGUUUAUUAUAUAGAGGGGAAUGAACAUAGAGUUUUUACUCUAAAUGAAGGCUCUUCUGCCCAUAUUUGUACCGUACAAUUGGAUAAAGCAAUACUACAUUUAAAAUUACUUGACUAUCUUAAUCAAGAUUGGAAAAGUGAAUAUCAUAUAAAACCUAAUCAACAAGAUAUUAGUUUCAUCAGUUUUACCUGUGUUACAGAAAUGGAAAAGACUGAUUUAGAUAUUGCUAUCCAUGUGACUUAUAAUCCUGGCCAGACAGUUGUGGCAUUUCAUAGCCCUUACUGGAUGGUCAAUAAAACUGGUCGAAUGUUACAGUAUAAAGCAGAUGGAAUUCAUCGAAAGCAUCCACCUACUUAUAAAAUGCCAGUUCUCUUUUCUUUUCAGCCAAAGCACUUUUUUAAUAACAAUAAGGUUCAGCUUAUGAUAACUGAUAGUGAAUUGUCAGAUCAGUUUUCAAUUGAUACUGUUGGUAGUCAUGGAGCUGUUAAAUGUAAAGGCAUGAAAAUGGAGUAUCAAGUUGGUGUCAUUAUAGACCUCAGCAGUUUUAACAUUACCAGAAUUGUGACAUUUACCCCUUUUUAUAUGAUCGAAAACAAAAGCAAGUAUCAUAUAUCAGUGGCUGAAGAGGGGAGUGAUAAAUGGCUCUCUCUCGAUUUGGAGCAGUGUAUUCCCUUUUGGCCUGAGGAUGCUUCAAAUAAACUUCUUAUUCAAGUUGAAAGAAGUAGAGGCCCUCCCCAAAAGAUACAUUUUAACAAGCAAGAAAAUUGUAUUUUAUUGCGUCUGGAUAAUGAGCUUGGCGGUAUUAUAGCAGAAGUUAAUUUGGCUGAGCAUUCUACAGUUAUUACAUUUUCAGAUUAUCAUGAUGGAGCAGCUACAUUCCUAUUAAUAAAUCACACUAAGAAUGACAUUAUUGAAUAUAAGCAAAGUUCUCUCAGUGAAAUAGAAGACUCUCUCCCUCCUGGAAAAGCAGUAUUUUAUACAUGGGCCGAUCCAGUGGGCUCUAGAAAGCUGAAGUGGAGUUGUGGGAAAAGCCACGGUGAAGUAACACAAAAAGAUGAUAUGAUGACACCUAUAAAUUUGGGGACAAAGACUAUUUAUUUAGUUUCAUUCUUUGAAGGCUUACAACGCAUUAUUUUAUUCACUGAAGAUCCAAAGGUAUUUAAAGUGACAUAUGAAAAUGAGAAAGCAGAAUUAGCAGAGCAAGAAAUUGUGUUGGCAUUACAAGAUGUUGGACUUUCUCUCGUCAACAAUUACACAAAGCAAGAAGUAGCCUAUAUUGGCAUUACAAGUUCUGAUGUGGUUUGGGAGACAAAGCCCAAGAAGAAGGCAAGAUGGAAGCCAAUGAGUAUAAAGCACACUGAGAAGUUAGAGAAAGAAUUUAAGGAAUAUAUUGAAUCUUCACCUUCAGAAGAUAAGGUUAUUGAGUUGGACACUAAUAUUCCGGUUCGCUUUACACCUAGUGGCAAUAACAUGAAAAUUCUGCAACCACAUAUAAUAGCUAUACGAAGAAAUUAUCUGCCAGCAUUAAACGUGGAAUAUAACACAUCUGCACAUCAGUCAUCAUUUAGAAUUCAAAUUUAUAGAAUACAGAUCCAAAACCAGAUACAUGGUGCUGUAUUUCCAUUUGUAUUUUAUCCUAUUAAGCCUCCCAAGUCAGUCACCAUGGAUUCAGCACCCAAGCCCUUUACAGAUGUCAGUAUUGUCAUGAGAUCUGCAGGGCAUUCCCAGAUAUCACGUAUUAAAUACUUCAAAGUGUUGAUCCAAGAAAUGGAUCUCAGGUUAGAUCUUGGGUUUGUCUAUGCAUUAGCAGAACUUAUGACAGAAGCUGAAGUAACUGAAAAAACGGAGGUUGAACUUUUUCAUAAAGAUAUAGAAGUUUUCCAAGAAGAAUAUAAAACAGUUUCAUUAGUAGAUUCAUCACAAGUCAGUCUCUAUGAGUAUUUUCAUAUAUCUCCUAUCAAGUUGCAUUUAAGUGUUUCACUGAGUUCGGGUAAAGAAGCAGCUAAAGACUCAGAACAGCAUGAAGGAUUCAUUGCAAUUAGUUCUUUAAAUCUCUUGCUGAAGAGUAUUGGCGCCACUCUUACAGAUGUACAAGAUGUAGUUUUUAAGCUUGCAUUUUUUGAACUCAACUAUCAGUUUCAUACAACAUCUGAACUGCAGUCUGAAGUAGUAAGACACUAUUCAAAACAGGCCAUUAAACAAAUGUAUGUACUCAUUCUUGGACUUGAAGUUUUGGGAAAUCCCUUUGGCUUGAUUAGAGAAUUUUCUGAAGGUGUAGAAGCAUUUUUCUAUGAACCUUACCAGGGAGCCAUCCAGGGUCCUGAAGAGUUUGUGGAAGGAAUGGCACUAGGAUUGAAGGCAUUAGUUGGGGGAGCUGUUGGUGGAUUAGCUGGUGCUGCCUCCAAAAUCACCAGUGCUAUGGCUAAAGGGGUAGCAGCUAUAACUAUGGAUGAAGACUACCAACAGAAGAGGAGAGAAGCCAUGAACAAGCAACCGGCUGGUCUUAGAGAAGGCAUCACUCGAGGAGGAAAAGGCUUAGUUUCUGGUUUUGUAAGUGGCAUAACAGGAAUUGUUACAAAACCAAUCAAAGGAGCUCAAAAAGAAGGAGCAGCUGGUUUCUUUAAAGGUGUUGGGAAAGGUUUAGUUGGAGCAGUGGCAAGACCAACUGGAGGCAUCAUAGACAUGGCUAGCAGUACAUUUCAGGGAAUAAAAAGGGCUACAGAGACUUCUGAUGAAGUGGAGAGUCUGCGGCCCCCUCGGUUCUUUAAUGAAGAUGGAGUUAUCAGACCUUACAGGUUGAGGGAUGGUACUGGAAAUCAGAUGUUGCAGAAAAUUCAGGUCUACAGGGAAUGGAUUAUGACUCACAGUAGCAGUAGAGAUGAUGAUGAUGAUGUAAAUUAGUCAGAUCUCAAAUGUUAAAAUUAAUAUGUUAAUCUUAUUUAGAAUGUUUCAGUAACAUGUUUUGUAUGACUGCUAUCAUAAUACCCAUAUGCUCAUUUUUAGAAAGUUAAAAUAUUUUUUCAUUUCAAAAUGUUUUUCUCUACACAGUUUCAAAAGGCAAAAUAAUCGCAUUAUUUAAGCACAGAAAAAUGUAUUAUACAUCCAAAGUAGGGCAUACUAUAUAUUUUGUUUGUAUAUAUUUUGUAGUUUUGUAAUAUAGUUUGUCUUUAAGAUUUAGUUAGACUUAAAGUUUUUGUUAAUGUUACCUAGUUUUAUCUUAUUUUAAAUUUCUGUUUGUUAGCAAAAUGCUAUUUUUAAUGUUCUUUGUAUAUGUUUUGGUUUGUUAUGUAAUGCCAUUGUGAAAAAAAAAGGAAGAAAGAAAAGAAAGAAA
Messenger RNA from Myotis brandtii (Brandt's bat), 9700 nucleotides. It is a transcript of the gene VPS13A, whose product is annotated as vacuolar protein sorting 13 homolog A (S. cerevisiae). The transcript is spliced from 70 exons. The record is from RefSeq and is a predicted model, not a curated record. The coding region runs from base 1 to 9270 and encodes 3089 amino acids. Lineage: Eukaryota; Metazoa; Chordata; Mammalia; Chiroptera; Vespertilionidae. Gene Ontology annotation, biological process: protein targeting to vacuole; autophagy; protein retention in Golgi apparatus. Gene Ontology annotation, cellular component: extrinsic component of membrane.